Messenger RNA from Myxocyprinus asiaticus (Chinese sucker), 7079 nucleotides. Its product is annotated as piggyBac transposable element-derived protein 4-like. The transcript has 5 exons. The record is from RefSeq and is a predicted model, not a curated record. NCBI's taxonomy places the organism in Eukaryota, Metazoa, Chordata, Actinopteri, Cypriniformes, Catostomidae. Bases 287 to 2518 code for a protein of 743 amino acids.
AAGAGGUUUUUUUCUAUUUAUUUAUUAUUUUCCCAUAAGUUCGAUACUCCACUCUCUAACCCAGUUGGUGGCGGAAAUGCACCAUAAGUUGGUUUGCUAACCGCCUUAAAACGUCGAAGAAGAAGAAGACGAGGCGGAAACGCGCCUUAAAACGUCGAAGAAGAAGAGGCGGAAACGCGCCAUAAAACGUCGAAGAAGAAGAAGAGGCGGGAAAGCGCCAUUAAAGAAGAAAAAAUAAGAAUUUGAGCUUUCGAUUUUCAUCAGGAGAGAGUUGAGGACAAAACUGAUGGAGAGAGACAAAAGUUUACAGGAGCUGGAGAAGGUUUCCUGUCAAUCUUCAGUGUGUGUGACUGAUGGGACCUCCACAGAAUGUCAGGAUUCAGUGUGGAGCGUCAGAGAUCAGAGAUCUGAACAGAGAUCCAGAAACACACAGGACUCAGAGCUCAGCCUCAUUUUACUCUGUUAUACUGACACUCAGGAGAGUGUGUGUGACAGUAAUCAGGGUGAUCAAACCUCCACAGAGUCUCUGGCUUCUGUCUGUAACACUGGAGAACAGCAGAUACCAGUGAAGAUUGAAGUGAAGCAGGAGGAGAUAAAAGAAGAAAACACAGCAGAGGAACAACAGAGAAAUGAUGAUGAUGAUGAUGAACAUCUGAUGCUGCAGACACCAGUGAAGAUGUGUUCAGUGAAGCUGCUGGACUGCAGGAACCUGAUGAAGAUGAGAAGAGAAACAGAGGAACAACAUGAUGAAGAUAAUGAUGAAGUCAUUCCUUCGGAUCCAUUCACUUUCCUGCCCGUUUGGAAGAUGGCACGCUACACAGGUGAGGAAGAGUUCACAUUUUCCUCAGAAGAAGAGCGGGACUCCGACGAGGAACAUUUGCAUUUUGAAGAGCGACUUGAUCCAGCCGAGGAUACAAUUCCGGAUGACUAUAAGAAUGAUAGUGAUCAGACACCUGUUGCAAAGAGGGCCAAGACAAACAUUCAGUCCACGCUGUCAUGGAAAACAGAGACUGAUAUUGACAUGGUUCCACAGACUCUGAGAUUCCUGCCUGCACGGGAACCUGGACCACAGCUGAGUCCUGCUGAUGCACACACUCCCCAGAGUCUCUUCAAAAUGUUUUUUUCUGAGAAUGCAGUGUCAACUCUGUGCCACAACACCAAUGCUCAGGCUGCCAGGGUGAUUGCAAAGGGCCGCAAAUAUAAAUGGAUAGAUGUCAGCAUCAGUGAGAUGUACCACUACAUUGGCCUGCUGUUUUACAUGGCCAUGGUGAAGGUGAGCUCCAUUAGAGACUACUGGCGGCAAGACAGUCUUUUCUCUGUGCCUUUUCCUGCCACAGUCAUGUCAAGAGAAAGAUACCGCACCAUUUCAUGGAAUGUGCACAUGAGUCACCCAGAUGCAGAUAAGCAAAAUGACAGAAAAAGGGGCACAGCUGAACAUGACCGUCUUUUCAGGGUCAAGCCUCUUAUGGACACUAUCCGUCAUGCUUGUAAAGCCAUGUAUCAUCCUAAAAGAAACUUAGCUGUGGAUGAAAGAGUGGUGGCAUGUAAAGCAAACACAAGAAUGUCACAGUACAUGAAAGCCAAGCCAACCAGGUGUGGCUUCAAGUUGUUUGUCCUUGCUGAUUCAUCGAAUGGAUACACUGUGGACUUUUCUGUGUACACAGGAAAAAACAACUUUCCCACAGGUCAUGGACUAUCAUAUGAUGCUGUGACAUCUCUUUUGGACUGUGAAGUUUUAGGCUCUGGGUACCAUGUGUACAUGGACAAUUUCUACACAAGUCCAAAGCUCCUGACAGACUUGUUUGCCAUGAAGUUUGGUGCUUGUGGGACUUACAGAGACUCUAGGAAGGACUGCCCACGGGAUGCAACUAAUUCACUCUCGGAAACAUCUGCCAGGGGAUCCAUCAGGUGGAUUCGGGAUGGACCUCUUGUAUUUGUGAAGUGGAUGGACACACGAGAGGUAUCUGUCUGUUCUACCAUCCAUUCUGCUUAUACAGGUGAGACUGUGCAGAGGAGGGUGAAAUCACAAGAUACAUGGAGGACAAAGACAUUUCCAUGUCCUGCACCUGUGACUGCCUACAACAAACACAUGGGGGGCGUCGACCUGUCUGAUCAGCUGUUACAGACAGCUGUUGCACAACGCAAAACAAUGAAGUGGUACAGAAAGAUCUUUCUACACUUACUGGACAUUGCUUCCACCAACGCUUUCAUUCUGCACAAAGAGCUAGGUGGUAACAUGACCCACAAAGAGUUCAUGGAACAGCUUAUCGCAGAGCUCUGUGGUGUGUCACAGAAAGUAGCACCAAAACAGACCAGUAGUGACCAUGUACCGGUUCCAGGAGCUGAGCUGACAUCAGAUGCAAAGAAUGUUGCCACUGUUAGUCGCCGGAAGUGCAUGCUUUGCAAAGUACAGCACGGUAAAAGGCAGGUCACACCUUGGAAAUGCCAGGCAUGUGAUGUUCACUUGUGUCUUCAGUUGAACAGGAACUGUUUUCAAAAAUGGCACAAAGGCAUGUAACUGUAUUCUCAAAUCUGUGUGCUGUGAACUGUUCACUUCAAAGUUUACAAUGCUUAUGUGCAUUACUGUGUGAGCGAGUAUCUUACCUAUCUAAAACUUUUAAACGGUAGUGUAGGUCUAAAGUUUUUAAGACUUUAUGUAAAGCAAAUGUAUAGUCCGAUUACUUCUUUUAACUUAAACUUGAUUUUGUGAAUAAGCUACAAACAAUACAUUCAAUCAUUAAGUCUCCCCACAUUCAUUCUCUCUCAGGGGAGGGGUCUUUGUCUCCUCAGGUGUGAAUCACAUUAAUAUUCAUGAUCAUCCACGCCUCCGCAUAUGGCCUUUCUAACACUAAAAGUGUCUUACAAAAGUUAAAUGACUAUAUUGUUUUGUAUGAAUGAGUGAUCAGGAUCGUUUUCACAUCAUUUUGUAGCAAAAACUCUAGGUUACAAGAUCCAGUUCUCAAAAGUCUUGUGAACAAAUGUUUAGUAUGUGUUAUAUGGACUUAUUUCAGUGACUUAAAUUUGUUGUUUUUCAAAAACCACACAUAAAUGUUAUAUUCUCAAAAAUGCAAACAUGUACAUACAUGUUGUUCACAUAUUAUUGUAGUCCAGUUGUGCUGAAUACAGUGUUAUCAGACUUUAGCCAUUAACAUGUUUUUAAGCAACUGAAAAAAGCACAAAUGUCAAGGCAUGUCAAAACUUCUCCAGGGCCCAAAAACACCCUCAGACCCCAGAGGGUUAAACUAAAGUUAACAAGGACAAUCUGACUGUAAAGUCUUAAUUUUUCUUUCUUUACUUUAUAGGUUUUGGGUUGGUCUGUAGUAGAGGUCGACCGAUAGUGGAUUUUGCAGAUACCAAUACCUAAGUUGAUGGAAAAGGCAGAUUAAUCGGCCGAUAGUUUUUAAAACAGAUUCAUAGAAAUGUACAAAAACAUUCUUAGACUUUCAUUACUAUGACGGACAUAUAAACAAGCCUGGAAUACACAGUGGACGCUAAUUUUGAAAUGACAGAGACAUGGCUCUAUAUUUAAAUUAUUCACAAGAUAUAAUGUUGGAGACACAAUGUAUGUGCUGACGGGACACGUUUCCAUAUAGUCUUAAUUUUUCUUUGCAUGUCCUUGCUUAAAUUUUAAACACUUGAUCAUAUAAUCAAAAUAACAAAAUAUACAUUGAAGUGAGGGUAAAAAUAUGGAUGAAUAUUGUCAAUGAUGAAAGAUUGAGGAACACUGAGUAAUAAAAAAAAAUAUAUAUUGGCAAAAAUCUCUAUAGAUUUCUGCAGAUAACCGAUAGUUCCGAAAUGCAACUGUCGGCACAGAUUUUUGCAGAUUACCGAUAGUUCCGAAAUGCAACUGUCGGCACAGAUUUUUGCAGAUUACCGAUAGUUCCGAAAUGCAACUGUCGGCACAGAUUUUUGCAGAUUACCGAUAGUUCCGAAAUGCAACUGUCGGCACAGAUUUCUGCAGAUAACCGAUAGUUCCGAAAUGCAACUGUCGGCACAGAUAGAUUUUUGCAGAUAACCGAUAGUUCCAAAAAGUAACUAUCGGCACAGAUAGAUUUUUGCAGAUAACCGAUAGUUCCGAAAAGCAACUAUCGGCACAGAGUUUUGCAGAUAACUGAGAUUAAUCGGUAAAACUGAUAUUAUAAUUUUUGCUUGAUAUAAAAAAAGUUUAUGAUACUACCUCAUUUACAGAGCUAAGAAAACAUUUGUUUUUUUGCAUCACUAUUUUUAGAGAGAAAAAAAACUACUUUUUUCUCACAUUAUGAAAUAAAAAUUUACUUAAGUCAUAAAAAGUAAAGCCAAAUUGUUCAUAUUGGUCUCCACUGGUCAAAUGUAAAAAUAUCAUGUAUGAAUGCGUUGAGUGCUAACUGUCAUAAUCUAUAGUCUUGAAUUUAUCUUGACUUUUUUUUUUUUCAUUUUAUUUUGUUUUAUUUCAUUUUUUGUCAAAAUGUUAAAAAAAAUACAUUAAAGGUUUGUUAAAAACUUUUAGGUAAAACUUUUUAAAAACAUUGAUUUAGAAAAUGUCCAAAUAAAAUCAAUGUAAAAAUUAUAAGAAAUAAUUCUGCAAUUGUGUAAUUGCAGAAAAAUCUCAUCUAAAAGCUCAAAAAUAUAUAUAUUAAAAAUAUUAUAAAUGUAGCAGGUGUGUUCAUGGUUGGAGGGGUGGGGGUUGCAAUUUGAGUUUUUCCUUUUAUUUUAGAACUGUGUCUUUAGAAACAAUGAAACACUGAAAAGGUAAAGGAGACAUGCCAUUUUGACUGGCAUACGAAUAGAGAAGCAGCACGACUAAACUUGAAUGUGAAGUUUAAUGAAACGUUAUGAAACAGUAAAACAGCCUGAACAAAUAUAUGCAAAAUGUCAGAAUGAAUUUACAGUAAAAAUCAGUUCAAACAUGUCCAUAAACCUAUGAUAGUCAUAAAUAAAGUCACUUUAGAAUCAUCACUAAAGGCCUGUGAGUGAAAUAUGAACAGAAACAAACAGGAACUCAUGCAAACAAUAAACACCAGCAAACAAAAACAUGCCAGAAAAAAAUAUGUAAAUACCGUGCAUAUCAGCAGUCAGUACAGGAAUAAAUUAAACACUUUAUCAGGCAGAAGCAAAUGUAUUCAUUCUUAAAUAUAUUUUACCAGCUCUUUAUACUGUACAUUAUUUACAGACUAAUGCAUAAAAUAACAGAGAAUAGUUCUUCAGUGACACAGGACUGUUAAAAACACCUCAAGGCACAUUAAAAAUAAACUCGUUAAAUAUUCAUCCUAUCAAAUGAUGCCUAUGCGUUCCUGCGUUUGUAUUUAAUAUCACAUCAAUGUUCAGUUUUCAGAUGAAGACACUUAAAAGGUUUGAAAACAUGCAGUUUGUUAAAAAACAAAGUAAAAAUCAAACAAAGUCGUACUGUAGUCUUACCAAAAAUAUAAAAAUGUUCCGGGCUCACAAGUUAAAUAAACUAAUUUUGCAGACACAAGGUCUGGAUUUGUUUCACAAACCUUUAAACAAAACUUGCCUCAUUUCAAGACUGAAAGAUCAGCAGUUUAUUGAGUCAGAUUGAUUCAGUGAGUUCAUUCAGAGGAUUCGUAUCUGAUUCAAACCAUUCCCAACGUAACUUGUGAGUCUUUUGGAGCGAUUCAAUAUAAGAACUGGCUCAUAUGAUUCCUUUGUUCAAGAAACAGUUAAAAAUAUAGCUCAGUGAUUAAAGACGAUGACUAUCACACCUGGAGUCGUGAGUUCGAAUCCAGGGUGUGCUGAGUGACUCCAGACAGGUCUCCUAAGCAACCAAAUUAUCCCGGUUGCUAGGGAGCGUAGAGUCACAUGGGGUAACCGCCUCGUGGUCGCUAUAAUGUGGUUCUCGCUCUCGGUGGUGAGUUGUGCAUGGAUGCCGCGGAUAAUAGCGUGAAGCCUCCACACGCGCAACUUCUCCAUGGUAACACGCUCAACAAGUCACGUGAUAAGAUGCACGGAUUGACGGUCUCAGACGCGGAGGCAACUGAGAUUCGUCCUCCACCACCCGGAUUGAGUCACUACGCCACCACGAGGACUUAGAGCGCAUUGGGCAUGCCAAAUUGGGGAGAAAAUAAAAAUAAAUAAAAAGAUAUAGCCGCAAGCGGUAAUCCAAGCACAUGUGACGAGAACAUGACCAAAUAGCCAAAUUUGACAGAAUAGAUCCUGUGGCUGUUUUGGUGAUGAAUUUCAACUUCUUUGAUCACAGCUGCACAAUUAGGAUUUUAAGUCUUGGCGCCCCCUAGCAUUAGAGAAUGAUCAAGUUUGGCAUGCCGCCUCAAUAUGUUUUUGGACUUUGGUGAAAAUGGGCCACGGCCAAAUAUUUUAUUGGCUUGUAACUCUGAAGCGCUUUGACGAAUUAAAAUUCUUUGAAGACAUUUUUGUCAGGAAGGCCCCUAGAUGAUAUAUGCCAAAUUUGAGGGAUUUAGAGAUAACCCAAGUAUCACAGAUACUAUCGAUAGAACUUAACUUGCCCUGAACCCGGAACAUUCCUUUAAAUUCUCUGCAGGAUAAGUUUAAGUCUAACACACAUUGUAAUAAUAUUUAAUACAAACUGCUGGACUACAAACAGAAAAUGAAAGUUUUAGUUUAGAACAGUUUUUGCAGGUUUACAUGAUUUGUGAUGUGAGAGUGAUGGGGUGUUUGCCAAUAGGCAACAUUUACAUUUCACCCUGACUGUUACCAUGGAAACCAUGAUUUAAGACUUUGGAUAUCAACGCGACCCCAGCGUCUUUUUUUCUUUGCCAUUUCGGCACAAUAAGACUAGCAGUUUGAGGUUAAACUUUAUAAAAUAUGUCUCUAAGAGUUCAGAUCAAUAAAUAAAUUCAUAUUAACAAGAUUAACUCUUUAUGAUAAUAUAUGCAAGUAUAUACUGUUUACAUUUACAAAGAGAUCCAUUAAUACAGAAAAACUUUAAAACAUUCAGUAAAGUUUAGAACUUCAGUGUUGCAGCGACAACUGGAGUAAACACAACCAAUGAAAUACAGCCCAUUCCUAUCAGUGUGUGUGUGUGUGAUGUGUUCUGUGUGAGUGAGUGUGUGUGGUGUGAGUUUGUGGUGUGUGAGUGUGAAUGUGUGUGUGUUCUGUGUGAGUGA